Lactuca virosa is the source of this 300-nucleotide messenger RNA. The record is from the annotation of a GenBank genome assembly. Lineage: Eukaryota; Viridiplantae; Streptophyta; Magnoliopsida; Asterales; Asteraceae.
AUGCAGUUAUGCAUCUCUAUGAUCAGAGACAAAGUGAAUAGGGCCUUAUUUCAGAUUAGGGACUCCUUACGUCUCGAGAUAGAUGAGCUGGAUCGUGAAGUGGAAGAUGUGAGGGCAGGCAAGCUUGAUAUGUCCCACAUAAUAAACGACCUCGUGAACCAUAUUUUCUCUUUUCGAACAGCAUAUGUGAAUGCCACCGCUGACAUAAUGGCAAUGAAGGAGAAGUUGUGUGUAUUCAUAGGUGUGUUCGCGGUCAUACCUAUUGUGGGUGUCGUGCUGGCAGCCAACAAGUACCUCUAA